Molecule: messenger RNA, 648 nt
Organism: Myiozetetes cayanensis
Lineage: Eukaryota; Metazoa; Chordata; Aves; Passeriformes; Tyrannidae
Source: RefSeq, a predicted model, not a curated record
AUGGCCCCAGUGAGCCAGGGACCUUGGUCGAGGAAGAGGAGGAGUACAAUACUCACAAAGAGCUGUCCCAUGGGAUGUGGGAAGAGUACCCCAAAAAUCCAGUGCCCUUGGAGACUUGGGAAGAUUACAGCAAAAGCCAAGUGUCCCAAGAUGUGUCAGAAGACCAUGGCAGCAAAGAACUGUUUCAACAGGAAGAUGCAGAGGGCACAGCCGCAGCAGGAGAGGCCGUCAGCAGCCUGCAGAGGGCAUCUCCUGCCCUGGGCGGUGCUACCGACACCAGGGAUGACCCAGGCACACCCCAGAGUCGAGCAUUGCCCCAGACAGGGCAGGUCUGGCCCAGCCAUCCCAGAAAGCAGCAUCACACACACCAGCCCUGGCCAUGCACCUUCCACUCUUCCCUGGGAAGAGCUCUCAGCACUGGGGCUGCAGGCAGGAGCUUGUCUGUGCCCACCCAUCUCCUUGGGGACAGAUCUCCUCCUCCCACAGGCAUUCAUGCCCCGGCCCAAAGGCCACAGCGCUCCCUGUCCAGGUGGGCACUCGGUGCUGUGCUCAGGGCAUUCCUUGGCACCUGCGGCCCACGGGAGCAGGAGCAGCAGUGCCAGGCUGUCAGCACAGGGCAGGGGCCUGGAGAUGGACAUUGAGACCUGA